Molecule: messenger RNA, 618 nt
Organism: Dentiscutata heterogama
Lineage: Eukaryota; Fungi; Glomeromycota; Glomeromycetes; Diversisporales; Gigasporaceae
Source: the annotation of a GenBank genome assembly
AGGAAUGGAGAAAUCAAGCGAUACCCCAAUCCAUUCAUGAUUAUGAAAACAGUUUUUGUAAAAAAAAUUAAAAAAUACUUUAAUAUUGGGACAUUACAUACAUUGUUUAAAGUUUUAGAAAAAAUGGGAUCUUGGACAGAAAUUACAAUUUCUUUUGAAGAUCUCCGAUCGAUCGCCAAAGGACGUACAUUAGGCAACGAUCAACUAAAUAGAAUCGUCUUUGAUGGUUUAGAUCGAGAAGAAACAUUUCUAAGACUGACCCGAGAAAAUCUAAAUUGUUUAGAUGUCAAAAUUGAUGGAACCGAUUUCUCAGCUGUCAGUGGCCGCGCUUGGGCAAUUGCUAAUCGAUUCCAGCGUGAAAACUUUAUAAAGGCAUUUAAUCGGUUUAAAACAAUGUAUAAGGAAAAGUUCCCAAAUAAAAAUUACCAUACCAAUCAACCUCGAUGGGUUAAUAAAGUAGCCUCAGAUUAUAAUCCGCCCGCCUCCUCUCUAGUCCCCUCUCAAGUUCCUUUUCCUGUCCCUUUAACCCCUAUAUGUCCGUCAACGUCAACAGAUAUAAAUGAAAAUAAUAAUCUUUUUUUAACCGAAAAAAUCCUUUUUCGAGGCGAUCUAGGGGAU